AUGAAGCAUCAUCAUAAUUCAGUAGAGGCAUCUAAUAAUCUUCGAUUAUCCAAAAAUUACGAUAAUAAUGGUUCAAUUGGGAUGAAAAGAAGGAAAUCAACCGAUUAUUUAACUUUCAAUGGUAGUAAUGUUGAGUAUAUCGAUCCUUUAGAUGCUUUAAAAUUAUUCAAAGAAGAAAAUAAUUCUAGUGAAUUACCUUCACAUAAUGUAAUGUUUCCUUGGUUAUAUUCAAUAGCAAAUAAUAGUGUCCAAAAACCAGAUGGUACUUUAGAUUCAUUAUUAUUCAUGAGAUCAAAAAACUCUUGUUGCCCAAAGAAUGAAACAAUCGGAAAUUCAGGGAUUUUAAAAUCUUCCAUAGAUCCAAAAGACAUCUUCAUAUCGAUUGAUGACAACGAUUUUGUAAAUGAUUGCAAGAACAACAUUCAUUUGAUUAAUUUAGAAAGCAAGUAUAAAUUUGUUAGAGAAGUCUUAUUUAAAACUUUGGAUGUAAAUGAAAGUGGGUUUCUGAAAAAUGAUUCUUUAACAAAUAUCGACAACCUCAUAGCUACAUGCAUAAAAUUUAAUAUCUUUCCAUUUUUAAAAACGGAUUGUAAUAUAUUAGAAAAGCUAAAAACUAAAGAAACAUAUGUCGCUAAUUCGGUUUCGAAUAAUAUCCAAAGAGAUACUGUGAGGUCGUCAACGAAAUGGAAGCAAUCCAAUAUCUUUAGGAGAUUCGAUUUACAAUGCUCAAAAUCUUUUGAAUUAUCAAAAACUGUAAUACUAUACUGUUUUCACAAUGACCAUUCGGAUACUAAUAUUAUUACUCCACAUUCUUACUGUGACAAUUGUUAUGGUCUUUUGAUAUUGCUUAAGAUUGCGAUAAAUUUUAUAAACAUAUCAUAUCAGAAGGGAAGUAACAAUAAAAUGAAUAAUAAUAAUCUUGUAGAUAUAAACAUAAUGGUCAUGAAAUAUAAUACGUUGAGUGAUAUCCCGAAGGAAUUAAUAGCGAUUGAACCAAUGAAUAUAAAGACAUUAAAGAAAAAACCGAAUCAAUUAUUAUCUGAAUUUGAUAUAGCAACUUUUAAUUGUUGGGAAACAAAUAUUAGUUAUCAUGAAAAACUAGAAAUAACGAAGUUAACUUCAAUAAGUAAAAUUGAUGAAAGUUCCAAAAUAUGGGCUGGGAAUUUAACUGAUUUUCAUAUAUAUCAAUUACUUUCAAAGUUAAAAGUUAACAACGACGAGUCAGAACCCGAUGUUAAUAAAAUUAUACGUAAACGUACUGAUUUCAAUUGUAUUGACUUGAAAACUAUUUGUACGAUUCGUGAUGUUGUAUACAACCAUCAGCAUAUUCAUUUAAAUGAUUCCGGUAUAUUUAAUAUUCCUAAAUUAACGAAACCAAUUUGUCUUUUUAUUAAUUGCUUUGAACAUGCUCCAUUACCGACGAUGAAAGAUGUCUGUUCCGCUUUUGAUAAAUUGAAUAAUGCACAUGAUAAGCAAGUGCAUUAUAUGUUCCCUAGUUCUGGUUCGAUUGGUUUAGGAAAUUUGAACAUUUCUUCUAUCAAUAUUAUAUUGAAUACGUGCUAUAUGAUUUAUUAUUUAUCUGAAUUUCAUGAUGUUCAAACAUUAUUUUAUUGUGCAAAUGGUUAUACAGAGACAUCAUUUUUGCUAGUAGCUUACUUGAUAUUUUACUGGAAUCUCCCUCUGGAAAAAACUAUGUUAAAGUUACAUUUAAAAUACGAUAGGAGUUUUUUUCUUUUCCACAGUGACCUACAAGUUCUAGGGCAUCUCCAGUUACUAUUACAAGAAUUUAGCCCAAACAAAGAGGUUAAUUUUAUGAAAUACAAACAAAGUUUUAAUGCAAAUAAGUCAAUGGAGCCACUGGAAAUUACGCCAGAAAUGUUUAGCAAAAUAUUCUUUAUUCAAGUUCCUCCUGAAUCAGACUUUUCAAAAAUUAAAGGACCAUUCCCUUCUAAAAUUUUACCUCAUCUAUAUCUGGGGUCAUUGGAACAUACCCAGUCCAAUUAUCUAUUGAAACAGCUUGGUAUAAACUAUAUCAUUUCUGUUGGAGAAACUAUUACAUGGUUAGAAGAUGAUAGCACCGACAUUUACUCUAGAAAGAGGGGUAUCUCAAACCCCAUUCCUAAUCCUAUAUUACAAGCAACCAAUGUUCGAGCUAAUGGAUUACGAAGAGCUACAAUCAGUAAACAGAUUAAUUCUUAUAAUAAAUCCGAUAAUUCUAGCUGGUCUGAAAUUAUUGAAAAAGAUGGUUUUAAAAUACUAAAAAUUAAUAACUUACUUGAUAAUGGUCAAGAUACAAUAUCUGAUCAGCUUGAUGAAGCGUUGGAAUUCAUAGAUGAGUGUUAUCAAAAAAAAGGGAAAGUAUUAGUGCAUUGUAUGGUUGGUGUAUCACGUUCGGCUUCUGUAUGCAUAGCUGAAUGCAUUAAAAGAUUGAAUUGUAAUUUAUUACAAGCCUAUUUAUAUGUACGAGCAAGAAGACUUAACAUCAUUAUACAACCAACUCUAAUGUUUAUGUAUGAUUUGUUGAAAUGGCGGCAAGCAAAACAUCAUGAAGAUAAAGACGAUUGGCAUAUAUUGUGUCGUUCUAUUCACGAAUUGAAUAGUAAAUAUAUAUAA
Tetrapisispora phaffii CBS 4417 is the source of this 2613-nucleotide messenger RNA. RefSeq names its product tyrosine/serine/threonine protein phosphatase PPS1 (gene PPS1). Gene Ontology annotation, biological process: protein dephosphorylation; nuclear DNA replication. Lineage: Eukaryota; Fungi; Ascomycota; Saccharomycetes; Saccharomycetales; Saccharomycetaceae. Gene Ontology annotation, molecular function: protein tyrosine/serine/threonine phosphatase activity. Bases 1 to 2613 code for a protein of 870 amino acids. The transcript has a single exon. The record is from RefSeq and is a predicted model, not a curated record.